Molecule: messenger RNA, 7867 nt
Organism: Lymnaea stagnalis (great pond snail)
Lineage: Eukaryota; Metazoa; Mollusca; Gastropoda; Lymnaeidae
Source: the annotation of a GenBank genome assembly
AAUACCAACAGGCAAUAACAGGUACCAGGAUUGGCGGGUUAGAGUUGAGAUAAAGAAGUUCACAAGUAUAAAUAGUGCUGUACAUUUGAAAAUUGCUAUAAGUCUUGUACCAGGCGUGUACCAGUCGUGUACCAUUCUGCAACGUGCUGACGUAAGAAGAAACUCAUCGCCAUGCUCAGACAUAUUUGUGUGGUUACUUUACUACUUCUUGUUCAACGUUGUAAGUAUAUUUUGUAUUAAAAUAACUGACAAAAAAAAGCUAAAAUGAUUAUAAAAAUAUUAAUUCAAGUUACAAACAGCCAUAUAAGGGGUGAGAACGAUUAUUAAUUUCUAAAAUGAUUUUAUUCUUUAGUCUCUUUACAACUAGGUAAUGUAGACUUUAUUAUAGCAUGCAAUGAUAACUGAAGGUUAAUUCUAGCCUAUUACUUUAAAAUUCUUAUUUGAAGGGAAGAGAUUUGAUAAGCUUAAGGAGGAAUAUUUUUCUGAGGUCUAAAAUUCAACAACGCUUCAAAUUCAAACGGAUACUGAUCCAUAUAAAUAAACUUUAAUUGAGUAUCACAAGCCUAGAACUUGACAAUCUUUAUCUUUAUUCGUUUAAAAUAAUUACAUUAAAUAUAUAAUUUGACAAUAAACAAUUUCACACAUUAACAAAGUUUAUCAGACUAUGAAACAUAGACAGAAUACAUUCAAUUUUGUUAAACGAGAUUGACAUGGGAUAACAUUUCAAACCGGUCUGGACGUAAGGACAAGGCUUCUUAACUGGGAAAUCCCAGUGAAAAUGGGAAAUAUCGUAAACUUAGUUUAAUAAGUAACUAACCUAAAUAUAACGACCAACUCUUAUGAAGUAAAACAGUAAAAAGGAUUCAAUUAUAUUUUGAAAGUACAAUUCUUAUUUAGAAAGGAACUGCCUCCAUUGAGGAAGUGGGUGGGGAUUGUCCUCGCAUUACAUUUAUUUUCUGCACAUUCCUUAAUUUCAUGUUAAAUGUUUUAACUUCGUCUCAACGUUCAGUUUCCAUUCCCGCUAUUUAAUAAUAUGAUUUACAGGUGGAGCACAACCAGCGUGCCCUGCAAAUGAUAAAACCAAAUGUACAGCAGAUCUGCAUACAGUAGCUGACACAUGCACCAGUGACAAAUGUGUAUGUGCCCCUGGCUACUCACCCAACGCAGAUAAAUGUGAAUGUAAGUUUCCUCACAUACGUAUUUUGUCACGUUACGUUUCAAUUCUUUUGAUGAAAUUAUUGAUAAAUAACUCAUAAAUUGAUUUGAACAUUAAAAGUGGCGAAACAAAUAGCGACGGGUUGAUAUGUAAAUUUAACAUACAUUUAUUUAAUGAAACAUCUAUAUAAUUAUACAUUUGUAUACGAAUUUGUUAUGUAAUGUAUAAAAUAUGUCUAAAAACAUUCAAGAAAGAAAGAAAGAUAACAGUUUGAAAAUUAAUUCAUUUUUUAAAUUAAAUCUUAGUGAGUAAACCAAAAAUCUCCGGAGAAACACCAGAUAAAAAAUACUAUGUUGGGAGCUCAUACAGUUUGGUGUGCAACACGGACGUAACAGCGGCAACGACUUUUGAAUGGUCAAAGUAAGAAUUCUCCAAACCCAUACAGCAGAUCAUUUGCAGAAUAGGAUGAUUUCAUACUGUCUCCAUAAUAUCACUUUUAGGACAGACUUAAUUUAUGACUAUGGAUGGAUAACACAAAAUAUUAUUGGUGUCGGUGAUGAUCGUUUCGUUUUGGGGAAUAUUCGAAGAUUUCUUUUAAAGAAUGUAAACACCUCUCGAAAGAAUAACAAUUUGAAUGUCUACAUUUCUCUGAAAGCUGCUUUUUUGAACGCUUUAGGUGCUUUUAAACCCCCUUUUAAUUCUUACCUGUUUUUUUAAAAAUAACAUAACUUUAAAAUCUUCAUUUCACCGACAUCUCUUAUAAAACAUUUUUAAAUCUCUAUUAUAAAGAAAAUUUAAAAUCCUAAGAAGAAAACGAUAAACUUAUUUAAUAUCUAAGAACUUUAAACUCUAAACUUUAAUAAUAAGCUAUAUAUAAGUUUAAAAAAAUAAAAAAAAGGUCUUAAGUUUGAGACAUGUAAGUGUGUGCUACUGGAAUAGAACAUCGCGAAUAAUUGCCUAUUUGAAAAUCUUCUUUAUUUAGUCUCUCUUAGUAAAAGUUAUUAAAAGUUAGUAAUUUAUUUUUAAAAUUUGAUUAUUUUAUAUAUAAACCCUCUUUCAUUCUAGUGCCGCACAAAAACUGUCGGAAACCAAGAAGACUUUAACCAUCAAUGAUGCCAAGACAACAGAUAGCGGCAGCUACUCAUGUAAAAUUGUAGUGGGUACAGAGCAUGCGGAUAGCGAGGCUAUCCCUGUCACUGUAGUAGGUAAGAUAUCACAAUCCGGUCAUUUUAAAGUGACAAUUGAUUAAUUUAUAUGAAUAAAAAUUAUUUCAGUAUCCUUAUUAAUAAAUCUAUAACUCAUUUGAUAUGUCUGCAAGCUACGUACACAAUAAAAGAAGACCUAUGGCAGCGUUAUGCACUAUUUAAACAUAUCCAGUAUAGUGAAAGGUAACCGAAUUUGUACGAAUAAACUUGUAAAAUUACUAAAUUACUACUACAUUACAUGAAUAAAUGGAUCUUGACCAAACUUAUUACACAUACACAUGAUAAUCCAUGUUCAAAUACCGAAGGGUACUGAACUCAUAAUAUCCAUUUCUCUGGGGCCUAGGGCCCCAGUUAAUUUUUCCUGAUAUAAGCUAUACAAAUAUCAAUAGGCCUAAUACUCCUACUGAAUGGAUGGUUGUUGACCAAACUUAGUACACAUACACAUGAUCAUCCAUAUUCAAAUACCGAGGGGUACUGAACUCAUAAUAUCAAUUUCUUUGGGGCCGGGGGACCCAGUUAAUUUUUCCUUACAUAAGCUAUAUGAAUAUCAAUAGGGUUAGACAACGGUAUAGGUUCUAUCGAGAUAUGAAUUUAUGGAUCUAAGCAUAGCUUUGUUCAUUACGCUUCUUAGUCUGUAUGGAAAUAUCGGUAGAUUUAAAACUAAUAUCCAAUCUAGAAUUUUGAAAAAAUUUCGAUAAUUUUAAAAAGCCUUAUCUAUGGCAUUUUUAAGUCGACUUUAAUGGGACAGAUUUUAAAUUUUAACUGUAUAAUUUAUCUGAAGGAUUUUAUAGCCCCCUUCCCCAUUUCAGACAUACUAAAAGGGGGCCCCUAUUUUAAUUUAAAUGUAUUAUAGUUAUAGUAGUGUAAAUUAGUUGUAUAAUGCUUAUUAUUUGAAAAAUAAUUACUUAGAAAAAUAAUUUUUUAUAUUUUAAAAAUAGAGAUGGGUUAAGAUUUCCUUAUAUAGAUAGAUAAAUAUAAGAUAGAUAGAUAAAGAGACAGAUAGACAAACAGACAGAUUAGAUAGACAGAUUAGAUAGAUAGAUAGAUAGAUAAAUAGAUAGAUAGAUAGAUAGAUAGAUAGAUAGAUAGAUAGAUACUAUCUAUCUAUCUAUCUAUCUAUCUAUCUAUCUAUCUAUCUAUCUAUCAUAGAUAGAUAGAUAGAUAGAUAGAUAGAUAGAUAGAUAGAUAGAUAGAUAGAUAGAUGAUAGAUAGAUAGAUAGAUAUCCAUAUUUAAAAAUUAAUAUAUGUAUGUAUAUCCCGUAUGCGCUUCUAUACCAUUAAUCCGAUUGCGAUAACAUUUUUGUUAGUUGUUGAAAUACGCCUGAAAAAAUUUUCGGAAUUAUUAAAAGCAUUUACCAUAUUCCAUUUUGGACCCUGGGCCCUAACUUCUUUUUUUUCUUUUAUGAGCUAAAUAUAAUUUCCGAAUGCGCUCCUAUACCAUUCAUCCGAUUGCGAUAAAACUUUGGUUAGUUGUUAUGCGCACGCCUGCAAAGAUUUCUUUCUGAAUUAGGUUAUUUAUUUUGAGGUAUUCUUUUUGGGGCUGGUGGCCAUAAAUUAUUUUAUUCUUACAUGAUCUAUAUAAAUAUAAUUUCAAAUAGAGCUAUUGCAUGGGUGCAUGGAAUUGAGUCUAAAAAACACACAGCGAUAUUUCUUUUUGUAUGUGACAUAAUAAGUAGGUUUCUGAAUUAGUUCAACAAUGUACAAUAAUUUUGCUUUUGCCGCCGAGGGCCUUAAUUUCGGAAAUGAAAUCGUUUCAAUUUAAGUAUUGUGUAAAAAAUAUUCGGUUUAAAGGUGGUUGGGACAUCUGUAUUUCGUUUAAUAUAGUUCAUGGGUGUAAAAUGAAAAGUGUGCAGUGACGUAUCAUGGGGGAAGGGGUUUAGCAAAAAUUGUGAUUCUAUAAUGUGCGUUACUUGAGUUCUUGUUUUGUCAAGCAACUUUAUUACAUAAGAAGUUCACGCCGCCAAUGUUUGGUGGGCUCUUUCUAGUAUAAAUAUAAUUUUAAACAGAUCUAAUGCAUUGGUGGAUCAAUCACUACAAGCGUGUGAACUAAAUUUUGAAAAUCCAUGCUCCUCACGUACGUUGCCUGCUCAGGUGUCAAAAACCCGUCUAAUUUAUUAGGGUACUCACCAAUGAGGAAAAAAAUAAUAUUUUCUAUUUGAAAAUUACUUCAAAAACGCAACUAAAACACAAAGUUUGUUUCUUUGAGUGGCGUUUCAACGCAUGCCGGGUUCUCUCUAGUUUAUAAGAAUGAGCUGGCUGACUAAAUAACGCUAAAAUCGAAAAAAAAAAAAAAAUUAAAACGUGGAGAAACGUUUAAAAAAUUGAUAGGGUUAAGCUAUUAUUUUACGCUAAGCGAAUAAAUUUAAGUAUGAUAAAAAUAUAUGUAUCUGCUUAAUUCGUUAUCACAUUUAACUGGAAUAGCCGAACACACGUUGUUUAUUAGCCUUCUGUUUUGUUAAUAUUGCAAAUUAAAUUAAAAUUGAUGUUGAUUGACAAAAUGAUUUCAACCGAUACCAAAUUAACAUUCUCGCCUUAACAAAAUGAAAAAAAAAUAAUAAUAAUCCUAUGAGAGCUUAAUUAUUCAAGCAUGCAAAUCACAAUUUUUAACUUUUGUUUAUUUAAUAACAGUGACUGACAAGACUGAUAACAGACUUUACUUUUUAAAAACGAAAUUAAUCAAAAUAAUUUAUUGAUUUGUAUAGUGUAUAGUUAAUACACCACACUACAUUUUUUUUUUUUUUUGAAACGAAUAGAUUUAAAUUCGGAAUUUUCCGAGGGUCUUAGAAUUUUAAUAAAUUACAGGGGCGUGCAAUAAAAUAUGGGCUUCUUAUGUAAGGGCUACCAUUCCAUAAUUAAAUAAUUGUAUUAUUAUAUAUUUUAAAGAAAACAAUGGGAGGAUAUUAUUUGAUAUUUUCACAGUCACCCUAAAAUACACGUAAGAAUGAAUAAAAGAAUGUUAUUAAUAAUUAACUUUCUUUUGUAAACAUAUUUCAGGGUGAAUGAAUAGAAUGUGCACAUUUUUUCGUGGAUGACAUUAUCUUUAGCUUUAAAUCUGAUGAUAUUAGUGUCGUAAAAAAGAGAUUUUGCAUCAAUCCAUCAAUUUACAGCAGUCUGUCAUGUUUACGUUUUUUGUUAUUUCAACUUUUUUUGCGUUUCGCUCUGUUGCAAAGAAUUUUUUUAAUAAAAAUAACUGUACAGUAUAUAGACAUUUUGUUACAUCUUAUCUUGUCUGAUUGAUCAGCCUUAUCAGAGUUUUAAAAAUGUACAUAGCAUUUAAAUGAAACUUAAACUAUCAAAAUUUUCAAUAAGAAGUAUUCAUAUCUAUUUUAAAUAACAGAUCGAUUAAUUUAUUUAAAUUUAGCACCGGGAAAGCUGUGUGCUGGUGAUACGGAGUGUACUGGCUCAGUAUUCUCAGGGAAAUGUGACCUACCUGACAAAAAGCGUUGUGUAUGUGCAGAAAACUAUGUUGUGAAAGAAGACACUUGCAAAAGUAAGAAAAUAUUUAUUUAUUUUAUUUUAUUAAAAUUAAUUUAAUUAAAGGCAAGAUUAUUAUAUACAAGCCAAAAAUAUUCAAAUAGAAUAUACAUAAAAUAUUAAACAUAACUUGGAUUGAAAUUAAAAUCAUGAUUUGCAUAUCAUUGACCUUAAUUUUUAUAAUUGCUAUUAUUAUAUUAUUUGUAAGUUAUUAUUUGUAAAUAAAUAUAAAUCAUUUUGUUUCACAACCCCUAGAUGGCGCUGCAGUGAUAAGCACGAGCCUGCUAAUGUUGGUUGUGGCCAUCUUCUCUCAACUGAUGAAGCUCUCUUAAACUGUUUGAGUUAUCGGGUAGUUAAAGAAAAGACAUUUGUAAGGCCUUGUAUAAACGAUAGUCCAUGAUAUUUCAGCUAAUUUAUCUUAAAAUCUAUUUAAAUUGUUCACCAAUUAUAAAUUCAACAUCAGUUGCAACGUAAACAUAAUAAGCAAAAUAAAUUUACAAGUAACAUGUUCAAAAAUUACUAUUAAUAUAAAGCUGUAAUUUUUAUGAAUGAAGUAUGAGUUUGUUAAAUUGUUUUUAAUAACAUAUACUUAUAUUUAAAUAAUUUAAUACAUCUUUGAAGCCAUAUCAACAUAAAAUUUAGUCGUUAACUUAGCAGGGAUUUAAACUGUUGAAUUUAAAAAAAAAAAAAAAAAAAUUCCCAGUGUUAUUAGUGUCAUCGUUGCAUGGGCAUAGGAAAGGAGGUGGAACAUACUCUCUUAUGUGGGGACGCAAUUUUCUACCAACAUCAGAGUUUUAAUUGUGGAUGGAUGUCGGCACAAAUCUUUGCCCGAUUUGGACUGUAGUAUGCACAGUUACUUCACUGCAAAUUUGCCAAUCUUAAAUUUUAUGAAAUCAUACGCUUUCAAGAUAAAUUAACUGCAUUGAUUUCUGCAUUAUUUACUAAAUAUAUUUUUUAAAAUGUAAAAAUCUGUGAUACGAAUGAACUUGUUGUCGUUACAAUGAAGAUUUGACCUCUUGUCAAUUCGGAAACGAGUCAUGUUCAAGAAUUUUUCAAUUAACUGCCCAAUCACUUUAUUUUGUUUUAAUUAACCAAAUACUUUUUACAUGUGAUUGACGUUAUCCAUUAAACAAAGAGAAAAAGAGACAAAGUAUUUGGAUUUUUUUCGUCUUUUCAACAGAUUUUUUUGUUCUUUGUUUCUUAUGUUAUUAUUGAUGUUACGUUUUAUAAUAAAUAUAAAUGUUGGGGAAAAAACGUUUCCUAUAAAUUUCACAAUUCCUUUUGAUAAUUCUUAAUCAAACAAGACAUUCAAAAUAAAACCAUGAAACGUGUUGAGAGGAGGGUUAUCCUGUAAAAAAAUUAACCUUGCAGCAUCUUUGGCAUUCUGCUCUUUGUACUAAAUAUUUUCCGAAUGCAUUGGGCGUACGGGAAGAGAGGAGGCAUGGUUGAAAAUAUCACCAAUACAUGCUAACAUGACAUUCACACACAUGACAGGUACUUCAAUAUGUAUUUGCCAAUUUCACUGGUAUCUUUCCAAAAACUGUAGGAAAUAGAUGAAUAGAUUCGAAACUCCUCAAUUUUAAAAAAAUAGAUUUACCAAAUAUUGUUUAAGAAGUGUUCACUGUCCAUCUCAUCCCUGUGGCGCUUCAGACCAUGUAGGGCUUUGGCCUGCCUCACUACUUACUUCAACUCAGAUCUAACUAGUGCUUUUAUUUUCCAUACUUGGAUUCCCAGUUGUUGUAGAACUUUUUCGACAUCAUCCAUCCACUUAAGCCUAGGUCUGCCUGUGAGCCGUAUUUCUCUGGGGUUUUGGUGAUGCACUCACUUCACUCCUCUGUCAUUUGGCAUUCUCUCUAAAUGUCCUGCCCAGCGUGGUCUGCCCUUUUUAUUUCUGCCACUAUCGUAGGAUCCUGAUAUAGACUGUAUAAUUCAUGGUUGGUUCGUAUUCUCCAUCCAUAUUCAUCCUUUAUUGCUUCAUAUCAUUUCUGAGAACUUUUCUCUCCCAUGUGUUUAAUAGGUUUCCUGCCGUUUU